AUGUCGGCCAUCGGAUCUCUCGUCUUCUGCACGGACUGUGGAUCUUUGCUGGAUGGCUCAAUUGGUGACCCCAGCAAGAUCCUAAUCUGCGAUGUCUGCGGAGCCAAAAAUAAAGAUACCGUUCCUCAGACUAUUGUAUCCGAAUCCAAGCCCAGCGCUUUUCCUUCAUCCCUCAGAGCCAAGCGAUCUGCUGUCCAGACUUUGACAGCGGAAGACAGAAGGACGGAAGCCCUCGCCCAGCACACGUGCGCCAAGUGUGGUAGAAAGGAAAUGUACUUCACAACGGUGCAACUGCGCAGUGCAGAUGAAGGAAGUACAGUCUUCUACACAUGUGUUUGUGGUUACAAGGAGACGAUGAACAACUAA
Messenger RNA from Aspergillus homomorphus CBS 101889, 366 nucleotides. Its product is annotated as DNA-directed RNA polymerase I core subunit RPA12. The transcript is spliced from 3 exons. Lineage: Eukaryota; Fungi; Ascomycota; Eurotiomycetes; Eurotiales; Aspergillaceae. Gene Ontology annotation, molecular function: nucleic acid binding; DNA-directed RNA polymerase activity; zinc ion binding. The coding region runs from base 1 to 366 and encodes 121 amino acids. Gene Ontology annotation, cellular component: RNA polymerase I complex. The record is from RefSeq and is a predicted model, not a curated record. Gene Ontology annotation, biological process: DNA-templated transcription; termination of RNA polymerase I transcription.